AUGCCGGCUUUGCCCGCGCUGCUGCUGUUGCUGAUUCUCGGCUACGCCCACGAGAGCUUAGAGGUGCUGUCUUCUCUGCGCAUGGCCGCAAUCUUGGACGACCAGACAGUGUGCGGCCGGGGGGAGCGACUGGCGUUAGCCUUGGCACGCGAACACAUCAACAGCAUCAUUGAGGUGCCCGCCAAAGCCCGUGUGGAGGUAGAGAUCUUCGAACUGCAGCGGGACAGCCAGUACGAGACCACCGACACCAUGUGUCAGAUCUUACCCAAGGGCGUGGUUUCGGUUCUGGGCCCAGCUUCCAGCCCAGCCUCUGCUUCUAUCGUCAGCCACAUCUGCGGGGAGAAAGAGAUCCCCCAUAUUAAGGUGGGUCCCGAGGAGACCCCUAAGCUGCAGUAUCUUCGUUUUGCCUCCGUCAGCCUUUACCCCAGUAAUGAGGAUGUCAGCCUCGCCGUGUCCCGCAUUCUCAAGUCAUUCAACUAUCCCUCCGCUAGUCUCAUCUGCGCCAAAGCUGAGUGCCUGCUGCGAUUGGAGGAGUUGGUGCGUCAGUUUCUCAUCUCCAAGGAGACACUCUCAAUCCGGAUGCUGGACGACACCAACGAUCCCACGCCUUUGCUCAAGGAGAUCCGAGACGACAAAAUCUCCACCAUCAUCAUCGAUGCCAAUGCUUCCAUCUCCUAUCUCAUCCUCAAGAAGGCCUCAGAGCUGGGGAUGACAUCUGCCUUCUACAAGUACAUCCUGACCACAAUGGAUUUCCCAAUCCUGCACCUGGAAGGGAUUGUAGAUGAACACUCCAACGUCUUGGGCUUCUCUAUGUUUAACACCAGCCACCCAUUCUACCUGGAGUUUGUCCGUAGCCUCAACAUGUCAUGGCGGGAAAACUGUGAAGUCAGCCCCUAUCCCGGGCCUGCGCUGUCAGCAGCAUUGAUGUUCGAUGCGGUGCAUGUCGUGGUGAGCGCCGUGCGGGAGCUGAACCGCAGCCAAGAGAUCGGGGUCAAACCCCUGGCCUGUACUUCGGCUAACAUCUGGCAACAUGGCACCAGUCUCAUGAACUACUUGCGCAUGGUAGAGUAUGACGGGCUGACGGGGCGUGUCGAGUUCAACAGCAAGGGUCAGAGGACUAAUUAUACCUUGCGAAUCCUGGAAAAAUCCCGUCGUGGUCACCGGGAGAUUGGGGUAUGGUACUCCAACAGGACUCUUGCGAUGAAUGCCACAACGCUGGACAUCAACAUCUCAGAGAGCCUUGUCAACAAGACCCUGAUUGUCACCACCAUCUUGGAGAACCCCUAUGUGAUGCGCCGUGCAAACUUCCAAGAGCUCUCUGGCACAGAACAAUACGAAGGCUUCUGUGUGGACAUGCUUCAUGAACUUGCCGACAUCCUUAAAUUCCGCUUCCAGAUUAAACUGGUGGACGACGGGCUCUAUGGGGCGCCGGAGCCUAAUGGAUCUUGGACUGGCAUGGUGGGAGAGCUUAUCAAUAGGAAAGCCGAUCUUGCAGUGGCUGCUUUCACCAUCACAGCCGAGCGGGAGAAGGUCAUCGACUUCUCCAAGCCCUUCAUGACCCUGGGAAUCAGCAUCCUGUACCGUGUACACAUGGGACGCAAACCGGGGUAUUUCUCCUUUUUGGAUCCCUUCUCCCCAGCAGUUUGGCUUUUCAUGCUCUUAGCAUAUCUUGCUGUCAGCUGCGUCCUCUUCCUAGCUGCUCGCCUGAGCCCCUAUGAAUGGUACAACCCUCACCCCUGCCUCCGGGAACGUCACAACAUCCUAGAAAACCAGUACACACUUGGAAACAGCCUCUGGUUCCCCGUCGGGGGCUUCAUGCAGCAGGGGUCUGAGAUCAUGCCCCGGGCCCUCUCUACCCGCUGUGUCAGCGGGGUCUGGUGGGCGUUCACCCUGAUCAUUAUUUCCUCCUACACGGCCAACCUGGCUGCCUUCCUCACAGUGCAGCGGAUGGAGGUGCCCAUCGAAUCGGCCGACGACUUGGCUGACCAAACCAAUAUUGAAUACGGCACUAUCCACGCCGGCUCCACGAUGACCUUCUUCCAAAAUUCCCGGUACCAGACGUACCAGCGGAUGUGGAACUACAUGCAUUCGAAGCAACCUAGUGUCUUUGUAAAGAGCACAGAAGAGGGAAUUGCACGGGUGCUGAAUUCAAAAUAUGCCUUCCUGCUUGAGAGCACCAUGAAUGAAUAUCACCGGAGGCUCAACUGCAACCUCACGCAGAUCGGGGGGCUACUGGACACCAAGGGCUAUGGCAUUGGGAUGCCGUUGGGUUCUCCGUUCCGGGACGAGAUCACUCUCGCCAUCCUACAGCUUCAAGAGAACAACCGCUUGGAGAUCUUGAAACGCAAAUGGUGGGAAGGAAGCAAAUGCCCGAAAGAAGAGGACCACCGGGCCAAAGGGCUGGGCAUGGAGAACAUCGGCGGCAUCUUUGUGGUGUUGAUCUGUGGGCUCAUCAUUGCGGUCUUCGUUGCCGUCAUGGAGUUCGUGUGGGCCACACGCCGCUCAGCAGAACAUGAGGAGAUCUCGGUGUGCCAGGAGAUGCUGAGAGAGCUGCGCCACGCCGUCUCUUGCCGCAAACCAACCCGCUCACGCCGCCGCCGCCGCCACUAUACGACCCGAGGGGCCCUGUCGCUGCGCUCCGUCCGUGAGAUGCGCCUCAGUAACGGCAAGCUGUACUCGGGGACUUUAGUAUCGGAGCCUGGCCCGCAGCGCCUCCUGGAGGAUCCCCCCCGGCCUUGCACCCACGUCCGCAUCUGCCACGAGUGCCGGCGUAUCCAGACUCUUCGGGGAGCACCCCCGCCGCCACGGGGGCCCCCGCCCCCCGAGGAGGGCACUCCGCGACGGGGAGUCCCCCGUGAACUCAGCGAGCAGGAGUGA
Molecule: messenger RNA, 2877 nt
Organism: Eublepharis macularius
Lineage: Eukaryota; Metazoa; Chordata; Lepidosauria; Squamata; Eublepharidae
Gene: GRIK5
Product: glutamate ionotropic receptor kainate type subunit 5
Exons: 19
Coding region: 1-2877 (958 amino acids)
Biological process (GO): monoatomic ion transport; modulation of chemical synaptic transmission; synaptic transmission, glutamatergic
Cellular component (GO): kainate selective glutamate receptor complex; plasma membrane; postsynaptic membrane
Molecular function (GO): transmitter-gated monoatomic ion channel activity involved in regulation of postsynaptic membrane potential; kainate selective glutamate receptor activity
Source: RefSeq, a predicted model, not a curated record